Messenger RNA from Adineta steineri, 200 nucleotides. The record is from the annotation of a GenBank genome assembly. NCBI's taxonomy places the organism in Eukaryota, Metazoa, Rotifera, Eurotatoria, Adinetida, Adinetidae.
AUGGAUAAAGGUGUUCUUCGUCGUUACCUAGAUUUACCACAACCUGAUGACAAAAUCAUGGCUACUUAUGUUUGGAUUGAUGGUACUGAAGAAAAUCUUCGAGGUAAAACUCGAACAGUUGAUAAAGAACCAAAAUCACAUAAAGAUUUACCUUGGUGGAAUUUUGAUGGAUCAUCAACAGGUCAAGCUGAAGGUUCAAA